Molecule: messenger RNA, 333 nt
Organism: Phytomonas sp. Hart1
Lineage: Eukaryota; Euglenozoa; Kinetoplastea; Trypanosomatida; Trypanosomatidae
Source: the annotation of a GenBank genome assembly
AUGAAUAAAGAAGCCACUCGGCUUUUGGAGGAAGCCGGGAUCGGCUACCUCCACCGCGAUCCGGGGCUGCCGCUGGCGAAUUUCCUCUCGUUCGCUAAGAUCUUCGCGCAGGCGACGGCCGUCCGCGCGGUUCUCGAGCGCGGACGGCCAAAAGACUGCCGCGUGGCGCGGUCGGAGGACAUUGGGCUGAGCAUCGUGGUGGGUUCGCAGUGCGAUGUGCGGGAUGGCGGGCAGCUGCUUAUCCCGUGGUAUCUCGAUCCUAACCUCCUGCUUGCGCUGCUCGGGGAAGUGGCGAGUUCACCGGCCUUAGAAAGCUCCAAUGUGGAUCCAUGA